Molecule: messenger RNA, 1116 nt
Organism: Colletotrichum paranaense
Lineage: Eukaryota; Fungi; Ascomycota; Sordariomycetes; Glomerellales; Glomerellaceae
Product: cysteine synthase
Exons: 2
Coding region: 1-1116 (371 amino acids)
Cellular component (GO): cytoplasm
Source: RefSeq, a predicted model, not a curated record
AUGAGCCGCAUCGCCGUCCGUCGCUUUGCGACAACGGCCGUCCGCGCCAUUGACCCGCCGACGGCUUACUCCCUCAACCUGUCCCGCGCGCAAGGCGUCGUCAAGGGCCUCACCGGCGCAAUCGGCAACACCCCUCUCAUCCGCCUCAACCGCCUUUCCGCCGAAACAGGCUGCGAAGUCCUCGGCAAAGCAGAAUUCAUGAACCCAGGCGGCUCCGUCAAGGAUCGCGCCGCCCUCUACGUCGUCAAAGACGCCGAGGAGCGCGGCCUCCUGAAGCCAGGCGGCACCGUCGUCGAGGGCACCGCGGGAAACACGGGCAUCGGCCUCGCCCACGUCUGCCGCUCCCGCGGCUACAAGCUCGUCAUCUACAUGCCAAACACCCAGUCCCAGGGCAAGAUCGACCUCCUGCGGCUGCUCGGCGCGGAAGUCUACCCCGUCCCCGCCGUGGCGUUCGAGAACCCGGAGAACUACAACCACCAGGCGCGCCGCCACGCCGAGAAGCUCGACAACGCCGUGUGGACGAACCAGUUCGACAACACGGCCAACCGCCGCGCGCACAUCGAGACCACCGGCCCCGAGAUCUGGGAGCAGACGGGAGGGAAGAUCGACGCCUUCACCUGCGCGACAGGCACCGCCGGAACCCUGGCCGGCACGACGCGCUACCUAAAAGACGUCUCCAACGGCCGCGUGAAAUCCUUCCUCGCCGACCCCCCCGGCAGCGUGCUGCACUCGUACGUCUCCUCGGGAGGGCAGCUCGUCGAGCGGAGCGGGUCCAGCAUCACCGAGGGCAUCGGCCAGGGCCGCAUCACGGACAACCUGCAGCCCGACAUUGGCCUCGUCGACGGGUCGCUGACGAUCGCCGACGAGAAGAGCAUCGAGAUGGUGUACCGCUGCCUCGACGAGGAAGGGCUGUACCUCGGCGCCAGCUCGGCGCUCAACGUCGUCGCCGCCAAGGAGGUGGCGGAGAAGCUCGGCAAGGGGAACACCGUUGUGACGAUCCUGUGCGAUGGCGCGUAUCGGUAUGCGGAGCGGCUGUUCUCGCGCAAGUGGCUUGAGGAGAAGAAGCUUUUGGGGGCGAUACCGAAGCAUUUGGAAAAAUACAUUGUUUUGCCUUAA